Lolium perenne is the source of this 1547-nucleotide messenger RNA. Its product is annotated as bifunctional riboflavin kinase/FMN phosphatase. Gene Ontology annotation, biological process: riboflavin biosynthetic process; FMN biosynthetic process. Lineage: Eukaryota; Viridiplantae; Streptophyta; Magnoliopsida; Poales; Poaceae. The record is from RefSeq and is a predicted model, not a curated record. Gene Ontology annotation, molecular function: riboflavin kinase activity.
GAGUGGUAGAGCAAGGCCAACGGCCGAUCCAGUGACCACACCCCUCCCAUCGCAGCGGCCGGCGCCGUUCACCUACUCCGCUGACGGGCGAGCUCAUCGCGUGCCCGCGCCGCAGCUUUGCAGGAUCCGAGGCCUCAGUGCGUCACCCCCAGCUUCGGCACGAAGACGACACGCGAGCUUGCCGCCGCGCAUCUCCUGCUGGUAGCUCUUGGGACAUGAAUGCUCUCUGGCUAUAUUAAGCCCCAGUUUUGGAGAUGGAAGAAUCCAGGUCAACUAGACAGUUUUCUCAUGUUAUUCUUGGUUUGGAUGGUACCCUCUUAAAUACAGAUUAUGUUGUACAGCAGGUGCUAAAAUCAUUUCUUGUCAAGGAAGGGAAAACAUGGGAUAGCAAGAAAGCUCAGUGUUUAUUACGAAAGGGACCUUAUGAAGCUGCAGUUGCUGUUUUGGAAGAAUAUGAACUCCCUUACUCAGCAGAAGAGUUCCUCAACAUGAUUACUCCAAUGUUUAAUGAGAAGUGGGGCAAUAUAAAAGCCCUUGCAGGAGCUAAUAGAUUAGUACAGCAUUUAAGGAGUAAGGGUGUAUCUGUUGCUCUGGCUUCCAACUCCCCAAGAGAAAACAUUAGAGCAAAGAUCGGUUGUCAUCCGGGAUGGGAAGAAUCUUUUGUAGCAAUUGUUGGUGGUGAUGAAGUGACAAGGGGGAAGCCAGCUCCAGACAUAUUUGUGGAAGCUGCAAAGAGAAUGAACUCUGAUCCAUCAAAUUGCAUCGUUAUUGAGGAUUCCUUGCAAGGUGUCCUGGCUGGUAAAGCUGCAGACAUGCAUGUGAUAGCUGUACCUUCAAUACCCAAAAGCACUGCUGAAUUUGGUGCUGCUGAUGAAGUGAUCAAUUCCCUCCUUGACUUACGGCUUGAAAAAUGGGGCUUGACACCGUUUGUUGAUUGGAUUGAGGACACCUUGCCAAUAGAGCCAUGGUUUAUCAGCGGACCUGUGAUAAAAGGAUAUGGCCGUGGUUCUAGAGUACUAGGGAUACCAACAGCCAACUUACCUGCAGACAAGUUCUCAGACAUACUCUCGGAGCAUACUUCUGGGGUAUACUUUGGUUGGGCUGGACUGCGUAAACGAGCUAUCUACAAGAUGGUCAUGAGCAUUGGUUGGAACCCAUAUUUUCAUAACUCAGAGAAAACUAUUGAGCCAUGGAUACUUCAUGAUUUCAGCGAGGAUUUCUAUGGAGAGGAGCUCAGCCUUGCUAUAAUUGGCUACAUAAGACCUGAGGCCAACUUCAGUUCGGUUGAAAGUUUGAUAGAGAGGAUUCGCGAAGACGGAAGAAUAGCAGAGAAAGCUCUCGAUCUCCCAAUAUACGCCUGCUAUAAGGACUCGCCGUACUUGAGAAGGGAUCAAAAUGAUUGAACAGUUCUACAGCCAAAGAAGCCGCCAAAUAGACUAUACAUAUUCAUGAAAUUAUAUUUUCCGUGUUCUGAAAGAGGACGCUCAUUUACAAAAUUGUUCUUAAUUCAGUUUGUACGGUUUGCAAUUAUAAAUAUUUGGAGUUCU